Messenger RNA from Pimephales promelas (fathead minnow), 1683 nucleotides. Its product is annotated as tubulin alpha-1D chain. Gene Ontology annotation, molecular function: structural constituent of cytoskeleton; GTP binding. Gene Ontology annotation, cellular component: microtubule. The record is from RefSeq and is a predicted model, not a curated record. Gene Ontology annotation, biological process: microtubule-based process. NCBI's taxonomy places the organism in Eukaryota, Metazoa, Chordata, Actinopteri, Cypriniformes, Leuciscidae.
AGCGCGCGUCGCCGCAUUUGCGCGUGCAAUUAAAAAGUGCGCGCCACGACCUACGUGAGUACGAGCAGCUUCACCACACCACAAGGACAGUUCGUUUUUUCUGAGAGAACAUUCACAAGAUUUCUCAGCUGAACACUUGACGUCGGCCAGAGGAAAAUUCUACAAUGCGUGAGUGCAUCUCGGUUCAUGUCGGCCAGGCAGGUGUGCAAAUGGGCAAUGCAUGCUGGGAGUUGUAUUGCCUAGAGCAUGGGAUCCAGCCAGAUGGUCAGAUGCCCAGUGACAAAACCAUUGGAGGAGGAGAUGAUUCCUUUAACACCUUCUUCAGUGAGACUGGAGCUGGAAAACAUGUCCCAAGAGCAGUCUUUGUCGACCUGGAGCCCACUGUCAUUGAUGAGGUGCGCACAGGUACCUACAGGCAGUUGUUCCACCCUGAACAACUAAUAACAGGCAAAGAAGAUGCUGCCAACAAUUAUGCUCGUGGGCACUACACCAUUGGAAAGGAGAUCAUUGAUCUGGUGUUGGACAGGACUCGCAAACUGGCUGAUCAGUGCACUGGGCUCCAGGGCUUCCUGAUCUUCCACAGUUUUGGUGGUGGCACCGGCUCUGGGUUCACCUCCCUCCUAAUGGAACGGCUCUCUGUCGAUUACGGGAAGAAGUCAAAAUUGGAAUUUGCCAUUUAUCCAGCUCCUCAAGUGUCCACAGCAGUGGUGGAGCCCUACAACUCCAUCCUUACCACCCACACCACCCUCGAGCACUCUGACUGUGCCUUCAUGGUGGACAACGAGGCCAUCUACGACAUCUGCCGUAGAAACCUCGACAUUGAGCGUCCCACCUACACAAACCUCAACAGGCUGAUCGGCCAGAUCGUUUCCUCCAUCACAGCAUCCUUGCGUUUCGAUGGAGCCCUAAAUGUAGAUCUGACCGAGUUCCAAACCAACCUGGUGCCCUAUCCACGUAUCCACUUCCCUCUGGCCACCUACGCCCCAGUGAUCUCUGCAGAAAAAGCCUACCAUGAGCAGCUGUCUGUUUCAGAAAUCACCAAUGCUUGCUUCGAGCCAGCCAAUCAGAUGGUGAAAUGCGACCCUCGUCACGGCAAGUACAUGGCAUGCUGUCUGCUGUACCGUGGAGAUGUUGUACCCAAAGAUGUCAACUCUGCCAUCGCCACCAUUAAAACCAAACGUACUAUCCAGUUUGUUGACUGGUGUCCCACUGGAUUCAAGGUUGGCAUCAACUACCAGCCCCCGACGGUGGUUCCUGGAGGAGACCUGGCUAAGGUGCAGCGAGCCGUGUGCAUGUUGAGCAACACUACAGCCAUUGCUGAAGCCUGGGCUCGUCUGGAUCACAAGUUCGAUCUGAUGUACGCCAAGAGAGCUUUUGUUCACUGGUAUGUGGGUGAAGGUAUGGAGGAGGGAGAGUUCUCAGAGGCCAGAGAAGACAUGGCUGCCCUGGAGAAGGAUUAUGAAGAGGUGGGCACAGACAGCGUCGGAGAAGAGGGAGAGGAAGAGGAGUAUUAAAGAAAUCCCUGGUUAUCAUAAUCUUGUCAAAAAACAUCACAAAUCUUCAUAGCUUUCACAAACAGUAUUGUCACUAACAAAAUAUUGUUUUUAUGUUUCCUAUGCUCAUUUGAAAGCUGUAUUUGACAUGUAGAUUUUAAAAAACCUUUUAAAAAAUUACUUAUAUUGA